Molecule: messenger RNA, 2611 nt
Organism: Silurus meridionalis
Lineage: Eukaryota; Metazoa; Chordata; Actinopteri; Siluriformes; Siluridae
Gene: slc29a4a
Product: solute carrier family 29 member 4a
Exons: 12
Coding region: 335-1894 (519 amino acids)
Biological process (GO): nucleoside transmembrane transport
Cellular component (GO): plasma membrane
Molecular function (GO): nucleoside transmembrane transporter activity; monoamine transmembrane transporter activity
Source: RefSeq, a predicted model, not a curated record
AUGUGUGUGCGCGCGUGCGUGUGCGUGUGUGCAUCUAUAAUGCUGCUGCUCCCGCAGACCACCUCAGUGCAUCCGAGUAAAACGCGACAGCACAUCUGAUAAACACGCUAUGGGCCAAAAUGGUGGAUUUAAAAGACUAAAAUGUGCUGAGAAGUCGUGUUCUUCCUGUCGGAAGAGGACAGAUGUCUGCCUGUGAAAGAGCUUGCCUUUCAGAUGACAAUUUGUGACUUCAGGCACAGGUGUUUGCCAGAGCAAAUCGUGUUUCCAUUUCCACCGAGAAAGGCAUCAGUAACUGGGAUAGCUGUGACAGCUCAGGCUGCCUGAGGGCCAGACUAUGGGCUCUAGAGGAGUGGAGAGGCGCAAACCGGCCACCCCGGCCCAGACCCCAGAGGGCAACGUAGUGAUGAGCUUCAGCUUCGAGAGCUAUCAACUGGAGGAAGAGGACUGCCAAGGCAAAGACGUCCCAGACAAAGGGGUUCUGGCUCUAUCAGAACCUGCGUUGGAGGAACAAGUUCCAGAUGAUCGCUAUCAUGGAAUCUAUUUUGCAAUGCUUUUGGCUGGAGUUGGCUUCCUGUUACCCUACAAUAGCUUCAUCACAGAUGUGGACUACCUCCAUCAUAAAUUUAAAGGAACAUCUAUUGUGUUUGACAUGAGCUUGACAUAUAUUCUUGUGGCCCUUGUUGCUGUGGUACUAAACAAUGUCCUGGUGGAGAUGCUCAGCCUGCACACCAGGAUUACUGUGGGUUACCUCUUUGCUCUUGGCCCUCUGCUUUUUGUCAGCAUUUUUGAUGUGUGGCUGCAAAAGUUUUCCACAAACCAGGCAUAUUCCCUUAACCUAAUAUCUGUGGGUGUCGUGGCAUUUGGAUGCACAGUGCAGCAGUCCAGUUUCUAUGGUUACAUGGGAAUGCUUCCAAAACGCUAUACACAAGGAGUAAUGACUGGAGAAAGCACGGCAGGAGUGAUCAUUUCUCUUAGUCGGAUCUUUACCAAGCUGCUGAUUAAAGACGAGACGAAGAACACCAUCAUCUUCUUUCUCAUCUCCAUCAGCAUGGAGCUGAUGUGUUUCGUUUUGCAUCUGGUGGUGCGCAGGACAAGAUUCGUGAGUUAUUAUACUAGCCUGGCCCGUCAAGGCUUAAGCCACUCCAAAGACCACGCACACCACAGCAACCAGUACCACGUGCACCAUGACGUCAUAACAGAGGAUGUGAGAUUUGACAAUGGUGCAGUGGGUGUUUCUCCUGCUGAAGAUGGCAGUGUAGAAACAGACUACAGUGGCGGGAGCACAUAUGUGAGAUUUGAUGUGCCUAAGAUGAAGAUAAAAAGGAGCUGGCCAGGCAUCAAGGAUAUGAUCCUGCAUCGUUAUGUGGUCUCUCGUGUGAUAUGGCCUUACAUGUUGUCCAUUGCUGUCACCUAUUUUAUCACACUGUGCCUGUUUCCUGGCCUGGAGUCCGAGAUCCGCAAUGCCACACUGGGAGAUUGGCUUCCCAUUCUCAUCAUGGCAAUUUUCAACAUGUCCGACUUUGUUGGCAAAAUCUUGGCUGCUUUGCCUUAUGAGUGGAAUGGUGUUCGCCUGCUGUUUUUUUCAUGCAUAAGGGUGGUCUUUAUCCCUCUCUUCAUCAUGUGUGUGUUUCCCGUGCCAAAGCCUACACUUUGUCACCCAGCAUGGCCCUGUGUCUUCUCGCUCCUCAUGGGAAUCACCAAUGGUUACUUUGGUAGUGUACCCAUGAUUCAGGCUGCUGGAAAGGUGCCUCCUGAGCAAAGGGAGCUGGCAGGAAACACCAUGACUGUGUCAUAUAUGACUGGACUGAUGCUGGGAUCUGUAGUUGCCUACGCUGCCUAUCGUUUCACUGCCACAGGCUCAGGCACCAUCUUGAACUUCACCCAGGGGUAUUAACUCACCGCAACACAUUUUCACCAAUAACAUUCAUGUAUCUCAACAAAUUUCACAAAGUAGCAAAUCGGAAACUCUGCCACAGGUUUAUGUUGUCCCAACUGUAAUGCGAUGCACUUUGGAAUGUAUUAAACUAAGGGAAAUUCCUGCCAACACUAAAGACCUAUACGUAUGCUUCAUUGUGCUGUUCGUUGAUGUUUUAUGAAGGUAUACAUGUAUGUCUAGCUCCAGAAAGGGAGUCAUGUGGCUCAUGUCCUAUGGUGAAUUCUGCCUUGAUGUUCUCUACAAUGAAAAGCUGUAUUGUCUUCAAAUUGUGCAUCAUGAAUGUUGGACUAUAUAUAUAUAUAUAUAUAUAUAUAUAUAUAUAUAUAUAUAUAUAUAUAUAUUUUUUUUCUUUGCUAAAGCAACUGAAUGUGAAUCUUGGUGAAUAAAGGCUUUUUUUUGUACAUUGUAUUGAUUUUUAAUGCCCCUUUUAUGUGAAUGUAUACAUUUAAUAAUACAAAAUUACAAACAAACAUGUAUUACACAUUGUUUUCUGUUGUGUUCUAUAAAUGGAAAACAGAUAAUUUAUGAUAAUUUACAGUUUAAUUGAAUAAUGCCUUAACCGAUAAAGCCGUCAAACUUCACUCAAUAUUAAUCCGUCUUCAUUUACACUGUACUUAUUGAAUAAUAUAGAGUAAGCUAAAUAAGCCAGGUGUGUAAUAAAAUAAUAUCAAUGUC